GGCUGAGGGAUGAUCUUUCAAUUGAAUGAGUAGCGGAAGUGAAUUCAGACGCUGGUGUUGCAUUUUGACAGGAUUGGACGCACAAUUCAGUGGAAAAGAUCAAGCUGCCUACAUAGUGAAAUGGUGGACUCACAGUACUACCUCCCAAAUGAUAUUGGGAUCUCUGCUCUGGACUGUCGGGAGGCUUUCAGGCUGCUUUCACCCAAGGAGCAGUUAUAUGCACACUACCUCUCCCGGGCCUCCUGGUACGGCGGCCUGGUUGUGCUGAUUCAGACGUCUCCCGAGUCUGCCAACAUCUAUGUACUCCUGCAAAAAAUAUUUCGCAAACAGGCACCAGCACAGCUGGAGGCAGUGGCAACCGCAGCUGGACUGAGCGCAGACGACUAUCAGGCCUUUCUCGUAUAUACUGCCGGCCUUUAUGCAAACAUGGGGAACUACAAGUCUUUUGGGGACACCAAAUUUAUUCCCAAUCUACCAAAGGAUAAGUUCAAGGCCCUGGUCUGGGAGAGUCAGGCCUUCAAAGAUAACCCUGAUGAGAUGGAGGCGCUGUGGAACAACUGCUCCCAGGCUCUCUACUCCCUGGAGGACAAGCAGAAACAGCUCGGACUGGGGGAGAAGGGAAUCACAACAUACUUCUCAGGGAAUUGCUGCUUAGAAGACGCAGAGUUUGCGCAGAAAUUUCUGGAUUCUAAGAACCUGAGUGCCUACAACACCCGACUGUUCAAGACUGAAGUAGAUGGGAAACGGAGCUAUGAGGUGCGUUUGGCGUCUGCCGUGAAAAAAGACUGUGCUGUUGAGGGGGAAGGCGAAACAUCUUGUGGCAGAUAUGAGUUUGAGGAUGCUGUGUUCAUUGUUCAGCGGGGCGAUUAUGCCUUUCUUAUGGAGAAAGUGAGCCAGAACUUGGAGAAAGCCAAGGAUUAUGCAGCCAAUGAGAACCAGAGGCGAAUGCUGGAGGAAUAUGUUCGCAGUUUUACCUAUGGCUCACUGGAAGCUCAUAAAGAAGGAUCACGUUAUUGGAUCAAAGACAAAGGACCCAUUGUGGAAAGUUACAUUGGUUUCAUUGAGAGCUACAGAGAUCCGUUUGGCUCAAGGGGUGAAUUUGAAGGUUUUGUUGCAGUUGUAAACAAAGCCAUGAGCGCUCGCUUCUCUCAGUUGGUGAGCUCAGCCGAGGUCUUACUUCCAGAGUUGCCUUGGCCUGCAGCCUUCGAGAAGGAUCGCUUCCUCAAGCCAGACUUCACCUCUCUGGAUGUGCUCACCUUUGCUGGCAGCGGCAUCCCGGCAGGAAUCAACAUUCCAAACUAUGAUGACAUCAGACAGACAGAAGGUUUUAAGAACGUGUCCCUUGGAAACGUGCUGACGGUUGCGUAUGCCACGCAGAAAGACAAGCUCACCUUUCUUGAGGAGAACGAUAAGGACCUGUAUAUCAAAUGGAAAGGGCCUUCUUUUGAGGUGCAGGUGGGACUCCAUGAGCUGCUUGGUCAUGGCAGUGGAAAACUCUUUGUUCAGGAUGAUAAGGGAAAGUUCAACUUUGAGAAAACUGCUGUUCGUAAUCCAGAAACAGGGGAAUUGAUCUCAAGCUGGUACAAGGGAAACGAGACAUGGGACAGCAAGUUCUCCACUAUUGCCUCCUCCUACGAGGAGUGCAGAGCCGAGUGCGUCGGCCUCUACCUGUGUCUCAACAAGCAGGUGCUCAGUAUUUUCGGGCAUGAGGGGGAGGAUGCAGAGGAAGUAGUCUAUGUGAACUGGCUGACUAUGGUGCGUGCCGGUUUGCUGGGGCUUGAGUUUUACACACCUGAGAGCAAGAGCUGGAGACAGGCCCACAUGCAGGCCCGGUUUGUGAUUUUGCGGGUACUGCUGGAGGCCGGAGAGGGCCUGGUUGAUCUGAAGGAGUGCACAGGGGCUGACGGAAAGCCGGAUGCAGUCAUAACCCUGGACCGCAGCAAGAUCCACACGGUGGGCAAGAGCGCCAUCCAGAGGUUUCUUUGUAGACUGCAGGUGCACAAGUCCACGGCUGAUGUUGAGGGAGGAAGGGCUCUGUAUGAAGGGUACUCUGCAGUUACUGCCGAUGGCUCCCAUGACUUCCUGAAGUUCAGAGAGACCGUUCUGCUCCGCAAGGAAGCUCGCAAGAUGUUUGUCCAAGCCAACACUCACAUCAAAGAUGAUGCUGUGGAGCUUGUCGAGUAUGAAGGCAGUGCUGCAGGGCUGAUCCAGUCUUUCGUCGAACGCUUUCCUGACGAUAGCGAGGAGGUUGAGGCCCAGCUGCUGGAAAUGGGCUCUUGUGAUGCCACCUGCUGGUGCUAAGAGGUCCCUGCAUUCUUUGAAAAUCUAAUUGGACAAAUCUAAGACCACGAUGAGCCACAGGAACUUUGAGAAAUGAGCAAAAGGCUGCUAGGUGGAGAAUGAAGUAGUGAUUAUAAAAUGCUCUACAUGUAGGAAGAAGAACAAAAACACAUUUGAACACAUAGACGCACACGUACCGUAUAACACACAGCGCUUUACCUUCCCCGUCACAAUCUCAGCUUCUCUAAUCGGAGCUGCCAUUGUUUCACAUUAAAUAGAGUUUGAUUAGAAGUUUCAGUUCCUGCGUAGGAUCGGACCGCAGCCCACACUUCCCACAUGUGAAAGCGUGUGAAAGUGCUGGCAAGAGUGAACUUGCUACGUGAGGGUGGCAUUUAUGUAAUCCAAACACGAAAAAUACUUUUCAACCUAUUUUAAAAUAGAAACAAACUCUGCACUACUAGAAAUAACACAUUUGUCAGAGCUUAUAAUCCGAUUGACGAUCUGUAGGGGAAACGGUUACAUUUGCACUUAAGAAUAAGGUCUUUAUAAGGAUAAGACUUUUGGUUCCCCAAAAGCGUGUUGUGUCAAAGUGUUCAGUGUUGUUGUGGACGGUGACAACCGUCUACCAAACAGUUGUAACCAAAUAAAAUCAAAGCUUUUUCAAUGUG
Messenger RNA from Paramisgurnus dabryanus, 2948 nucleotides. RefSeq names its product dipeptidyl-peptidase 3 (gene dpp3). Lineage: Eukaryota; Metazoa; Chordata; Actinopteri; Cypriniformes; Cobitidae. Gene Ontology annotation, cellular component: cytoplasm. Gene Ontology annotation, molecular function: dipeptidyl-peptidase activity; metalloexopeptidase activity. Gene Ontology annotation, biological process: proteolysis. The record is from RefSeq and is a predicted model, not a curated record.